UUACUGUGUUUCAUUUGCCCUUGAACCCCCAAACCCCGGAGUCCAGGUCCUCUCCGACUCGUGUUGCAUCCACUGUCUACUCUCCAAUUUCAUCAAUCUUGAUGGGACCGUAGGAUGAGCCUCCCAAAUUGCAGUGAGACCAUGGCAUGGUCUUUCCGGAAUAGGCGAUGUGACAUGCAUGCUAUACGAAGGGAGUAUACGGAAAAUUCGGGUCGAUCUACCCCGUAUUCAACUUGAUGUCUAGACUUUUUCUAUCAGGGGAAGUCGUGAUGAACAGGCAGGGUUAUGCAGGGAUGACUAAGGAAUGCACAAGGAUCCCAAUCCGCAUGCCAACAAAACACGAACGAUGUCUGGAUCGACGUUUCCUCUUAUCUUUUCUGGAUGAGCUGCUUCAUUGGCGCAGAAGGCGUGUCUGGCUCUCAAAUUGCGAAUCUGCCAGACACGGCACUACUGCUAGAGCGACAAUGAUACGAUCCAUAGAUUACCCUCGUCGCUUGUGUUACUGUCCAUCCUCGCGAGAAUGUCUGUCGUUCAAUCAGCACAAUCAUCCGGUUGUCCUAGAUCGCCGGUUUAUGAGACCCGGUUCCCGUCGCGUACAUAGAGUGGUAUACGAGAACGACCUCACCUCUAUCACGUUUUCACAUAUAACAAAGUCUCUACGUCUGGCAGGCGUAAUUAUUCCAACAAGGACUGGUUCUCUAUCAUGUCCUGGUUUCGAAGGGGUACUCGCUCGGUCGCGGUGAAUCGCUAGCAGCUGCGUGUGGGAUACACAACAUGCUCCACGGAGCUCUGUCAAGGAUGGGUGUCGCCUCGACUGCCCAUAAUCUAUGCUGUUCGGGACGUGUGCCAUCGCAAGCAUCGACCGGUGGAUAAGCACAAAUGCGAUUGGGUCGUCAUGGGCGAUUCCCAGCGCCAGACGUGAUACAAAAAGCGAGCGCAACGAUGGAAUAACUGGGUGUGGGAUAACAGUUACAGUGCUUGUUCAGAAUAUCAAUCAGUUGGAUGGGAUUUU
Aspergillus campestris IBT 28561 is the source of this 1012-nucleotide messenger RNA. RefSeq lists its product as uncharacterized. The coding region runs from base 237 to 743 and encodes 168 amino acids. Lineage: Eukaryota; Fungi; Ascomycota; Eurotiomycetes; Eurotiales; Aspergillaceae. The transcript has 3 exons. The record is from RefSeq and is a predicted model, not a curated record.